Triticum aestivum (bread wheat) is the source of this 1608-nucleotide messenger RNA. RefSeq names its product jasmonate-induced oxygenase 4. Bases 375 to 1367 code for a protein of 330 amino acids. Lineage: Eukaryota; Viridiplantae; Streptophyta; Magnoliopsida; Poales; Poaceae. The transcript has 5 exons. The record is from RefSeq and is a predicted model, not a curated record.
AUAUAUGGCCGACAAAGAAGAGCCCUCUCUCUCCUCUCCCCUUUCUCCAGAGAAAGAAUCGCAAACGUGCGGCUGUCACUGGCUGCGGACGGCGACGGCAGACUGAGCACCUCACCUCAGGUCGCCGCCGGUCUCCUCCUGCCCCAAGGUCCUCUUCCAACAGCUCGCUGCUGCCACUUCCGGCAACACAAGCAACGAGAUCGACCUCCACUUCGUCUCCGACAAAGAGCAAGCAAAACCCAUCAGCACAUAUGGAUGCUAUGGCGUUUCAUAAUUUUUGGACGAGCCGCCGUUAAGUGGGAUAGAGCCCGCUCUUUAAAACUUUGGUAUGUACCCAAGACUAGAACAGAAUGGCCACGUCUAACUAGACGGAUAUGUCGCUCGCGCGGACAAUGGUGCAAGAGUUGGCGGCGACCGUCGAGGAGCCUCCGCGAGAGUACGUGGUUGAUGACAUGUUAGAUGCUGAUGAGAUGCCGCAGCCCAUCCCUCUCAUCGAUCUUAGCCGGCUGAUGGCCGUCGACGAAGCCAACAAGCUCCGGGCGGCUCUACAGACCUGGGGCCUCUUUCUGGCAACCAACCAUGGAAUCGAGGAGUCCCUUAUGGAUGCCAUGAUGAGUGCAUCGAGAGACUUCUUCAGGCAACCGUCCGAAGAAAAGCAGAAAUACAGCAACUUGAUAGACGGCAAGCACUUCCAGAUGGAAGGCUAUGGAAAUGACAAAGUAGUGACUCGGGAUCAGGGCCUAAGCUGGAACGACCACUUGCAUUUGAGAGUGGAGCCGGAAGAUGAGAGGAAUUUCUCAAAGUGGCCCACUCACCCGGAAUCUUUCAGGGAUGUGCUUCAUGAGUACGCAUCAAAAACCAAGAGAACAAGAGACCUUAUCUUGAGAUCAAUUGCCAAGCUCCUCGACCUUGAUGAGGAUUACUUCGUCAACCAAAUAUCAAACAAGGCUAUUGGGUUUGCUAGAUUCAACUACUAUCCUCCAUGUCCCAGACCUGACCUAGUUUUGGGCAGGAGGUCUCACACUGAUGGUGGUCUCCUUACCAUCCUUUUUGUCGACCAAGACGUCGGUGGCUUGCAAGUUGAGAGGGGUGGGAAAUGGUACAAUGUUCCAGCCAAGCCUUAUACCUUGGUGAUUAACGUAGCGGACUGCAUGGAGAUAAUGACCAAUGGAAUCUUUAGGAGCCCGCUUCACAGGGUGAUGACAAAUGCCAACAAGGAGAGGCUUUCACUGGCCAGGUUUUAUGCUGUAGAUGCGGAAACAAUGCUGGAGCCAGCGCCUAGUUUAUUGGAUGACAAGCGACCACCAAGAUAUGAGAAAAUCAAGGCCAAAGAUUUCGUUUCUUUUUCUCGAAUGAAAAUUUCUUAGUUGGGCUCUUUGAACAUUAUCUUUUCGUACGUCAAGGGAAGAGAUUCAUCAAGACCCUGAAAAAUAUAAGUCCAACGUCUUAACAGAGUUUAUUUGCAAAGUUUUAGAAGUGACUGCCUACAUAUGGAUAAUAAAUUAAGAGAUGGUUUCUCGUAUGUGAGUGGGGGUUUUAUCUGUAACAUAAUCCUAUAUUUUCAAUGCUUAGCUAUCAACCAGUUUGUUUUACGCUGCAAAAAAAAGU